This is a messenger RNA of Metschnikowia bicuspidata var. bicuspidata NRRL YB-4993, 1032 nucleotides long. RefSeq lists its product as uncharacterized. The record is from RefSeq and is a predicted model, not a curated record. Bases 1 to 1032 code for a protein of 343 amino acids. The transcript has a single exon. NCBI's taxonomy places the organism in Eukaryota, Fungi, Ascomycota, Pichiomycetes, Serinales, Metschnikowiaceae.
AUGAUGACGCUGUAUAUAUAUCGCCGUAGCGGGCCCGCGGGCUUGCAGAUUACAUCCCGUGUCUUAUCGCGGACUUCAUUGAGGUUCCUGUCCUCAAAGAAUUCAGGGAGUAAACCCGAGGACGGCCCUGCGGCGGCACCACCCAAAAAACUGGCGUUAACCAAGGGAAGAACAGAGGAAAAAGCCCUCGGUAGAAAUGGCACAAAGACUGAUGUCGGUGAGAAGGCGCCAAAGCGGUUUGCACAAAAGUACAUGUCGUUCAAGGAUUUGCCUAAGCCUUCCCAGGAACUCCAGGACAUGUCCACGGAACAGUUCCAAACGCAGCUCCAUAUGACAGGGCCACCAGAGAAAAAGCUAUCAAUACCCAAACAUGAGCAACAAAUGCCCUCGUUGGGCUUCAAGUACGACUUUCAACUCCAUCCAAAUCACCGGCUUCCGAGGCGUCGUAUCCCAGGUGCCGUGGCAAAAGAUGGCUUUGGCGCCAUCGAGCCAAACCUUGCGAUACUUGGCAUAUUUUUCGACACCGACACUCUCACCAGCGACUUGGGCGAGCACCCUCUUCGGGAAUCCAUCACAGGCAUGUGCGUCAUGAAUCCACUCUUGAAGGAAAUCAAAAACAAGUCACUCUGGGAGCUCUUUCCGGAAAACACAAAGUUUGGGGCCUCUCCGUUUGGAAAAGAUGCGAGUUUCAACGCCUUCAAGCAGUGGGAAGACCUGAAGGCCGCCAGGCUCAAGGUGCUUGAUGAGAAGAAUCAGGAAAAAGAGCGCGAGUUCAAUGAGUUCUGCAAGAAUUUGCAAGAGUCCAACUCGUUUGUGAGGGCUCCAACAGUUCCUGCCCCUGCGGCCCAGCAAACGGCAGUGGAGGGCGACAAAACCGAUGUCACCAAGACUGCGGAAGCCAACGCUGCCUCUGUGGAAACCACAGGUCGACGCAAGUUGGACCGGGGCUUGUUGAGGCAAUACCGCAAAUUCCGGAAAGAGCAACAAAGCAAAGAGCCCAAGAUCGAUAAGGAAGAUAAGGAGGACGAAUGA